GAUAAACCUUUUACCCACCUUUACACUUUUUAUAUAUUCAUUUAUUUUGUAAAUUACUUUUAUAAUUAAUAGUUUAUGUUUAUUUUGUUUAUUCCGGUUUUUUGUAGUUUUGUGUGUUAAAAGUUCCUUUAUUUUUUAUCAAGAGUUAGAUUCUCUUGAGUGACCAUGUCUGAUUUCAAUUGUUCUUGAUUUAUAAGUUAGGAUUCUUCUACUUUCUCAGUUAUUUUCUGUUAUCCUUAACCACUAUAGCCUUCUUCUAUCUUCCCUAAUUAUUUACCCUUGGAUUAAAGUUAUAUGAAACAGUAUUUACAUCAUUCAUGGGUUGCCCUUGGGGCUGGACUUGUUACUGUUACAGCUUUAUAUGCCCUUUCAUAUGUUCCCUGGGUCAGAACUGCUUUAACUGAACUUGGCCUAUACGGUUGUAAUCCUCUGCUUCACUGUUUUGAUUCUGUGAAGAGGAAGGUCGCUUCUACUCUUAGAAAUAAAGGAUUAUUGUUUGUAGAUGAUUUGACUAAUUCUCAGCUGAGUUGUAUUUUUGAGGUGGCUGACUUUUUCAGGAAAAAAGUUACACAAGGGUUAAAUGUCGAACUCUUGUUUGGGAAGGUUAUGACCACCUUGUUCUGUGAACCCAGUACUAGGACAAGAUGCUCAUUUGAGACUGCAAUGUUAAAGCUAGGUGGCAAGGUGGUUUCUGUGAGUGAUUCUACCUCUUCAUUUACAAAAGGCGAAACUAUUGACGACUCAGUUAGAGUUUUAUCAUCAUACAGUGACGUUCUAGUGUUACGUCACCCUGAAACUAAUGUCAUUCAACGUGUUAAACAUCACUGUCUGGUUCCUCUGAUUAACGCCGGAGACGGUUCAGGGGAACACCCAACUCAAGCACUUCUUGACCUCUACACCAUUAAUAGUUACUUUCCCUUAUUUUCUUCUGAAAAGGAGCUUACGGUUUGUUUAGUAGGGGACCUUAAAUAUGCCAGAACUACGCACUCUCUUGUAAGACUUUUAAGUCGGUUUAACGUUGUUUUGAGAUACGUCUCCACCACUUCACUUCAGAUGCCAACCCAAAUACAACGUGAAGUUGAACAAAACUUCGCCAAAUACAAUAUCCCGGACUUGGCGUUCUCAAGACAGACAAGUUUCAAAAAGCUUACUGACGCGCUUGAUAAUGUGGAUGUCGUUUAUGUCACACGGAUUCAGAGGGAACGGAUGCCACCUUCAGAACAUCCACCAAAGGAGUCUUUUAAAAUUGACAAACAUGUUAUGUCACUACUACCCAAACACGCCAAGGUAUUGCAUCCGUUGCCGAGAGUGGACGAGGUUUCUACGGAUGUUGAUUCCGAUGAGCGGUGUGUAUUCUUUGAACAGGCGGAAAACGGGCUCUACGUCCGUAUGGCCCUGCUAUAUUUGAUUUUAAACAAGGAUUGAAGUUUUAAUUUUUAAACAUUUUAAGUUUAUACAUAAUGUGUUAAACAUUUAA
This is a messenger RNA of Theileria parva strain Muguga, 1477 nucleotides long. Its product is annotated as aspartate carbamoyltransferase. Gene Ontology annotation, molecular function: aspartate carbamoyltransferase activity; amino acid binding. Bases 295 to 1425 code for a protein of 376 amino acids. Gene Ontology annotation, biological process: amino acid metabolic process; 'de novo' pyrimidine nucleobase biosynthetic process. The record is from RefSeq and is a predicted model, not a curated record. The transcript has 3 exons. NCBI's taxonomy places the organism in Eukaryota, Apicomplexa, Aconoidasida, Piroplasmida, Theileriidae.